Molecule: messenger RNA, 477 nt
Organism: Zophobas morio
Lineage: Eukaryota; Metazoa; Arthropoda; Insecta; Coleoptera; Tenebrionidae
Exons: 3
Coding region: 45-407 (120 amino acids)
Source: RefSeq, a predicted model, not a curated record
CACAGCCAAUCCGAUGCCCAGAGGGAUGCGCAAAGACGCGAAAAAUGUAUAAAAAGGCUUGCGACCUCUCGCCCAAGCGUCUCCAGUGCUUCCGCAAAAAACCGAACAAGACCAAGUCGAGACUCUUCGUAGACGACACCGCAUUCUGGACCCCAUACAAAACCCCCUCCAAAGCAGGCGCCGCCAUCCAGGAAAUGCUAGGCCGAUUCGAGAAGGAAGUCUGCUUUAUUCCCUCAGUCAAAAUGGAACGGUACAACAUUAUGCUACAAAUGAUUAUUGCAAACGCACUUUUCAAUAAAGAACCCCAUCCCGGCCAACCUGGAGGUGGACCGAGUAGUCAUUAUAACAAAAAUUUCCACGGAAAGGGCAACCAAGGUGACCAUCGAAAUUAUCAGAGAAGCCACUAAAAAAACAGUAUGGUCGUCACAGCGGAUGUGGUGGACAGUUAAGAUCCAAACGUGGGCAAUCCAGUGCCAA